AGGUUCAGGCUGUUACAAUAGGAGCGGUAUUUGGAUUGUGGAUUUCCGGAGAGGAAAGUAUUUUAAAAAAAUCCCUUUUUAAAAUUCCUUAACACCUACGACGUACAAGGGGAAGGCAGUCUUGUGGAAAAGAAGACAUCGAAUCUUUAAUUCCCAGUAAGCGGCGCUAAAUAUGCGACUCCAAUCCCGGAAGAGUUACUUUAUGUUAUUAAACCAUCGACACAACGGCAAUUACUCUAGAGAGCAACCACACACCACCCCGUGUAUACGACACAUAAUGCCUAGCGUAUCGCUUAGAAACUGACCACCGUGUUCCCCCGCCGUGAUGACAUCAUUAGCCGCGGUGGCUGGGGCGCUGGGAGGUGUUUUAGCCCUGUGUCUAAUCGUCAUACUGGGACUGUCGCUGUAUUGUCUCUGCUUAAAGAGAAAGCAAGAUAAAGACGAGAUCGAAACACAACCUCACUCAGAGAGCGAAUAUUUUGAAGCCAUCGAUUUCUCAAAGAUCAGAAAAAAUCUACCUCAACGAAAUCAUGUCAGCACUGUGUCCGACUCAACAUCGUCUACAAGACAGACAGUGUCAGUCGGCAAAGAAACGGGUGCUGCCAAGUCUGGAUACAACAAUGACAUAGAAGUGACGUCAUCGUACGACGGAAACGACGUGGAAUAUUAUAACACCGCUCAUACCUAUGAAGGAAGUUUUAAUAAGAAUGUACAAUGUUGUAACGUUAAUAAACAUGAUAACAAACAAUCUCAGAAUGAAACGAAUGUCAGCAGUAUUCAAAGUUAUGAGGUGAACAGUGUAUCUUCUAGAAUAGAAAACAGUGCACCCCAAAGGACCUUACCGAGCGACCAGACAGAGUUUACACAACGUGAAAGAAGCGAUCGAGAAUCCAAUUCUGAGUCUCAGAGUGAAAACUAUUUUGUUCUAAUAAAGGAGGAUAAACAUAGCCACGGCGACACGAUUGGCCAAUCUCCAAGGGAAAGGCCCCGUGUUGAAAUACCUGAAACAGAAAGGGAAUAUGUCGAAAUAAUGGGACAAGAGAGCGACGGCAACUCACACAUACGUCAAGGCAGAUCUAUUUCUUCAACAUGUCAUCAGACCUCUUACGAUGAAAACUCUGAUAUGUAUUUUGUUUUAGAAAAGCAAUAAAAAAUAUUUUCAGAUGGCAAUGCAUUCCAAACUCAUCUAAUUUGGUGGAAUACAAACAUGCAUUAUUUACAAAGAUUUUAGUCGUUUUCAAACAAAGCUGUGCUUAAUUUUUAUGUCUUGCCUUGUCUGUAGAUAAUUACUUUUCUAUAACCUUUAUAUUUUUCAGUUUAAGUAUAUUUACCUGGAAAAUGACAAUAAUAAUCAUCUUGUCCAUUGAACCGUGGGUAUGUAAAUAGAAACGUGGUUUCUAUUGUAGCAGAAAGAUCUCUUCAUUUAUAUACAUUUUUUAACAUUUAUUUAAUGAAGUAUAAAUAUUGUCAUUAAGCGUUAAAAGUGAUUGUGUCCAUUGUUCAUCUAUUUCAAAUCAGCAGUAAUCAACAUGAUACAUUAUAGAAAAAAUCAGUGUUAAAAAUAUAUAAUGAUUUAUUUUUCAGAAUAAACAUUUUUGUUUCCUAAAAAUUAAUUGUAUAAAGUUUGAUUCGCUUAUAUCAGUUGAGACUUACAAAACCUCAACAAUUUUUAUCCAUGUGUUAAUGAAACUACAUUAUCAUUAUACUAGUAAUUCAAACAGCAUUAUAUUAUUUAGAGACAUCAUACUUGGAAUAAAUGUAGUAUUAAUGUA
Molecule: messenger RNA, 1772 nt
Organism: Magallana angulata
Lineage: Eukaryota; Metazoa; Mollusca; Bivalvia; Ostreida; Ostreidae
Exons: 3
Coding region: 326-1150 (274 amino acids)
Source: RefSeq, a predicted model, not a curated record